UUUUCUUCUUCUUUUGCGUUUCUGUUUUUCUCCUUGACGCUUGUACUAAAAAACAAAAAAAUAUUUAAAAUGAAUGUAAAUACCGGGAAAUUGAGGAAAAAGGAAAUGCAAAAACACGUUUCCGCAUGAUUCACAGUCACCGGGGCCUCUUCACUCUUUCCUUCAAUAAAGGACAAAAGUUGGCUGCAACCUUAACACUCCGGUCAAUUUGACGAGAGCAAAACACGUGAAACAGGGCCUAAACUCUUCUUAUGUAUACAUUGUAAGAGGAAGUGAUCGUGACCAUCAAGUAGAGAUUAUUGAUUAUCAAAAUGCCUUCCUUCAAUCUCAAUGUGUUGAUGACCCUUGUGCUUGGCUUGCUUAGCCUCAGCUGUUUGAGUGAAGCUGAUUAUCGCUCCCACGUCUGUUCUAACACAACCCGUUUCACUCCCAACAGCACCUACGAAUUCAAUCUUAAUCUGCUGCUCUCUUCACUCACCUCCAAUGCCACCCGUGAACUUGGUUUCUACAACACCACCGCCGGCUCCCAAGACCCCAACACUGCAGUUUACGGCUCCUUUCUAUGCCGUGCCGAUCUCACAUCAGAUGCAUGCCAAGAUUGUGUGGCUACUGCAGCCAGAGACGCGGUCCAAGAGUACUGCCCCUUAAGAAAAGUCACCACAAUUUGGUACGACGAUUGCAUGUUACGCUACUCAAACGUGUCUUUUUUUGGCCAUAUGGAUCAACACCCAAAAGUUUAUUUGUUUAGCUCGGGAAACGUUACUGAACCAAUCCGGUUUAAUCAGUUGCUGUCGAAAACAAUCACUGAAUUGGUGCCUGUGGCAGUAAAUGCGGCCCCCGGUGCUAAAAAGUUUGCUACAAAAGAAGUGAACUUUACAGGGUUUCAGGACUUGUACAGCCUUGUGCAGUGCACGCCAGACCUGUCAGGCACCGAUUGUGAUCGGUGUCUUCGAGGAGCUAUUGCGCUUCUUCCGGCUUGUUGUAAUGGGAAGCCAGGGGCAAGAGUUGUGUGUCCUAGUUGUAAUGUUAGAUAUGAAUUCUAUCCAUUUUAUACUAGUGUUGCUGCCCCUCCUUCACCACCAACACCACUGCUUCUUCCUCCUCCACCUCCAGCUUCAGUUUCAAGAUCUCAAGGAAAUGAUGACCAAAUCUCAUCUUUACCCAUAGUGGCCAUUGUGGUUCCAAUUGCCAUAUUGCUCUUCUUGGUAGGCUGCUGUUUCUUCAGAAGAAGAGCAAGGAAAAAGUACAAUGCUAAACAACAACAAAAUGUGGGGAGCGAAAUUAGUAGUGUGGAGUCAUUGCAGUUUGAUUUGCAUACAAUUGAAGCAGCCACAGAAAAUUUCUCUGAUCAGAACAGGUUAGGGGGAGGUGGCUUUGGUGAGGUUUACAAGGGUACACUCCGUGAUGGGCUACAAAUAGCUGUGAAGAGGUUAUCUAGAGGCUCUGGGCAAGGUGCCGAAGAGUUUAAGAAUGAGGUUGUUUUGGUAGCUAAGCUUGAGCACAGAAAUUUAGUGAGGCUACUGGGAUUUUGCUCUGAAGGAGAAGAAAAGAUACUUGUUUACGAACUUGUGGAGAACAAAAGCCUUGACCACUUUCUAUUCGGCCCUGAGAACCAAGUAAAAUUGGAUUGGUCAAGCAGAUACAAGAUUAUUGGCGGGAUUGCUCGAGGGCUUCUCUAUCUCCAUCAAGAUUCUCGGCUUAAAAUCAUACAUCGUGAUCUUAAAGCAGGCAAUGUAUUGUUAGAUGGGAACAUGAACCCAAAAAUUGCAGAUUUUGGCAUGGCAAGAAUAUUUGGUGUUGACCAAACUCAAGGAAGCACAAGAAGGAUUGUGGGAACAUAUGGUUACAUGCCUCCAGAAUAUGCAAUGUAUGGACAGUUCUCUGUGAAGUCCGACGUGUACAGUCUUGGUGUCUUGAUCUUAGAGAUUGUAACUGGCAAGAAGAACACUAAUUUCUAUAACUCGGACGGUGGCGAAGACCUCUUGAGCUAUGCUUGGAGGCAUUGGAGGGAUGGGACAUCCUUAGAAUUAUUGGAUCCAAAUCUAAGAGAUUCUUAUGAAAAAACAGAAGUAAUUAGAUGUGUCCAUAUUGGGUUACUCUGUGUUCAGGAAAAUCCAGAUGAGAGACCCACAAUGCAAUCCAUUGUUCUCAUGCUAAGCAGUGACUCUGUUACCAUGGCAUUACCUCAAAAGCCUGCAUUUUUCAUGCAUAGUAGAACAGAGCUGAACAUGCCAUCAUUAACCACUGAAUCAUCUGAUCCAACUGCUAGCAACUUGUUGCCAUUUUCUGUUAACGAAGAAUCAAUUACUGAAUUAUACCCCCGUUAGUGUAUAUCGAACAAUCUUGCAGGACUGUACUUAGGAAGUUCUUUGAUUUUGUUUCAUUUCUCUAUGCUUUUCAUGGUUGAUCUAGCUGUUUUGUUUCUUGUUAGUUUAGUUAGUAUCUGCUCCAUAGGCAUGGGGCCUCUGUAUUGGUUUGGUUGCCGUUGUAGCGUUGUCUUUAUUUGCCA
Messenger RNA from Prunus persica (peach), 2509 nucleotides. RefSeq names its product cysteine-rich receptor-like protein kinase 25. Bases 312 to 2327 code for a protein of 671 amino acids. The transcript is spliced from 7 exons. Gene Ontology annotation, biological process: protein phosphorylation. Gene Ontology annotation, molecular function: protein kinase activity; ATP binding. Lineage: Eukaryota; Viridiplantae; Streptophyta; Magnoliopsida; Rosales; Rosaceae. The record is from RefSeq and is a predicted model, not a curated record.